Molecule: messenger RNA, 1496 nt
Organism: Mya arenaria
Lineage: Eukaryota; Metazoa; Mollusca; Bivalvia; Myida; Myidae
Exons: 4
Coding region: 241-1281 (346 amino acids)
Biological process (GO): regulation of neurogenesis; regulation of transcription by RNA polymerase II; anterior/posterior pattern specification
Cellular component (GO): nucleus
Molecular function (GO): protein dimerization activity; RNA polymerase II cis-regulatory region sequence-specific DNA binding; DNA-binding transcription factor activity, RNA polymerase II-specific
Source: RefSeq, a predicted model, not a curated record
UUGAAGCUUAAAUCAGAUGCGGGAAGUAUUUAGGAUCGAUAUUGAUUAUAGUAAUAAAAAGAUCUUACUUAACGUUCAAUUUUAAUUUUAAAAUAUACCAUAAACGGAACAUUUUUGUGAAAUAGUUGUCAUUGAAAAGGAGUGCAAAUAUUUUUUUAAGUUAUAUUAUUUAAACCGGUUGUUUUUUGAAAGUGGGCAGUAUAAGGUGCUGCGUCUUUGAGCGCAUGCUGCUAGAGUGAUAUGGGGCCGCCGACGUCACCAGAUAAAGGCAAACUGAAAAAUAUUCAACGAAAGUUGAACAAGCCCCUGAUCGAGAAGAGACGAAGGGCCCGCAUCAACGAGUGUUUGACGCAGCUAAAGGAAAUAGUGCUGGAGGCGAACAAGGAUGAGGCUCACAGACCAUCAAAACUAGAGAAAGCUGACAUCUUAGAAAUGACGGUGGACUUUGUAAAAUCCCGCCUGGUCUUGUAUUCUGAUGUUGAUGCAAGGAAUGCCAUAACUCCACCAAGUGAUGCUGAAAAGGAAUAUCUAGCUGGUUACUCGAAAUGUUUGGAGGAAAUUACCACAUUCCUCGAAUAUAAGAAUAAUAGCCAUACAUUACCGCCGGAUAUUUUCCAACCUCUGUCCGCUAAACUCGGUCAGAAGAACGUUGAUCAAUCUACCAGUAUUGACGUUCAGACAUUACAAAGUGCUAUAGUAAACCAUGUGUCUACGAAACUUGAGCAGAACCACUAUGGAGCAGGCCCACAACAUGAACAAACUCAAAGCAGCAACGAGACUAACCAAACUUUACAAGAGGCAACAAUCAAAAACACUCUACCACAACUCAAACAGCAUCCAAGCGCUGUACGCGUGAGCUGUGAAGUUUUUGGAAAAUGCAAACAAGUGCCCGUAUUACCUGUAAAACCACAAUACCAAGCUAUUGACUUUACAAAGGCUAAACCAACGCAUACAAGUGAAACAGACACUACAAUAAGUACAAACAUAAACAAAACUUGUCCAUCAAUCAAUAAUCAGAUACAUUUAGAAGCCAAACCAAUGACUUCAGUCCAACCGAACUAUAUUUUGCCAGCAAUGCUUCAGCCAAGUGGCCUAUUGUGUGGAGGACAGUUUAUGUUAUUACAGAUCAACCCAACCACAGUACCACAAACCACAACAUGCAUUCAGUGGAACACUUCAGUUGCACCAGUUAGAAAUACUGACACAUCUGGAAAAAAGGUUUUAACGAACGAGGCAGAUAAGCUUGCAAAUGGUAACGGCAGUCAUUGGCGACCGUGGUAGUGUGUAGGCUAUUAGUAACGAAGUGUUUACAUAAGUUAUGUUGAAAUUCAGGGCUCAACGAACCACAUGUGCUUACAGACUUGCAUUGUACUUUUGAAAUAUUCAUUUUUUUCAAUUGUAGUAGAUUUGUACCAAACUUUCCAAAGAUAGAAAUGAAUGACUGUGAUACUUUAACUAUGAUGAAAGAAAGAUUAUAUAUAUUUACAACAUAUUAU